Molecule: messenger RNA, 3356 nt
Organism: Topomyia yanbarensis
Lineage: Eukaryota; Metazoa; Arthropoda; Insecta; Diptera; Culicidae
Gene: shd
Product: ecdysone 20-monooxygenase
Exons: 9
Coding region: 1491-3107 (538 amino acids)
Molecular function (GO): iron ion binding; monooxygenase activity; heme binding
Source: RefSeq, a predicted model, not a curated record
GUGCUCGCCGUGGUCGUUUCACUGUAGACGUGUAACGCGCCGAGAGUCAUAUUUCUAUGAUAAAAAAAAACAGUGAGUGUUUGCUUGGGAUCGUGCGAGACCAUAUCAAUUUAUAUAAACCGCACCGGAAACGAUUCUUUAAAAUCUCCGUCCGGAUCCAUAGAAGGAUGCUGCAGAAGGAAACUGUUUCCAAGAUAAGAAAAGCCGGAGAGAUCGAGAAAAGUUGAGUUCCCAAAUAUCGGAGAGCAGUCGCUCACUCUCGCGAUCGCUUCAACACGGUGCAACAUCUCGCGGCAGGUUAAUCAUAUUGGAAGCCGGCUUGGCUUGUUGGUUUACCAUACACUUUGGGUCACGGCACAGAUGAGCCCCUGAAAAAAAAUCGAAGCGCCCGCGCCACCCAACAGCAGACGUUUCGCCAUCGGAGCGCGCGCACACGGUUUAUCUCUUCGCGUUUUGUUUUGGUUUUUAAUGCUGCGCAGAGGCUCGCUUUGCGUUAUUUUCUCAUAGCGCCUUCCGUGAGCUGGAGGUUAUACGAGAUGAGAAUUCCGCUGGAGUAGUUUUUGUUUGUGUAACCAAUGGAGCUUUUCUGGCGAUACUGUUGAGUGUUGAGAGUGGUAUGUUCUGUGGUCUGCCUUCGCUAAUUAGGCCUUUGUGUGUUAAAAAGCUAAAUUAUCACGAAGCUGAAUUGUCGGUGAGGUCUGCUACGACAUUGACUCUAAUGUGAGGCCCCGGUUGGUUUCGUGAUAAGACCAAACCCUCCCCGCCGUCGGCACACAAGCCGGUAUUCGUUGAGUUUGCUUUUAUCGUGCCCUUGAAAUUCGUGUCAUUGGAUCAGAGAAUACGUAAAUGCCGGGUCUAUUUUUAACCUUGUAGCCAAGUAGAGAACCCAGAACGGGGAAAAAGACUUGAGCAAAACAAAACGUCGCACAUAUAGUGUCGUCUGAUAGUGCAUUCAACAGAGUAGUUGCAGCGAUUCCAUCCACUGUGUGCAACAGACGAGACCAAGAAGAUAAGCCACCGAGAUAAGUGAUGUUUCAGGAAACAUUUUAAGUUUUAGCUUGUGCGCUCGAGGCUGUAUGAAAUUCUCGAAGUUCGUUUCACGUUUCGUUCUGUUUCGAUUGUUUGGGAUGCUGUGAAGCAUAAGUCUGAAAGCAAUUACGCGAGAAGGAAAAAAACAUACGUUUCAACCGAAGAAUUUGAGUGUGAAAAAAACAUGCUGUUAAUUAAGCUCGAACGGAGUAUUGAUCAAAUUUGAAGGCAAUUAAGUCGUAUCGGCCCACGUGGUGUUUACAAACAAACGCCGGCGCGUCAGCUUUGAAUACAACUUUGACCGGUGUUACGCCAUCAGGAAUAACAUUUAAGAGAGGGCUGUCUAGCGUUGCGUUGGUUAGGAGAGUGAGAGAAGGCGAUUUACUAUUUACUCAUCGCUUGAAUAGUACGCGUAAGGCCCCGCAUUACCAAAAUAUAUCUUCCUACAACCAGACCAAACGAUGUCGGUGCCCAUCAUUCUCUUCUACGUGUUCAUCACCGCGUUCAUGCUGAUGUCGUACAGCCCAAAGCCCCGCAAGAUACUGAAAGCGAUCAAAAGCUUUCUGUUGCAGCUUGUUCACCUGAGCGACAAUACAGCUUCGGUGGCGAUACAAAUUCCACCCACUGGUGGUCAACCAGACAAGCAACCGACGGUGUGGGACAUACCGGGCCCCAAACGUUGGCCACUGGUUGGGACCAAAUGGAUUUACCUCACCGGGCGAUACAAAAUGAGCAAAAUGCACGAUGCUUUUGUGGACCUGCACCAGCGUUACGGUAAAAUAGUUCUGGAAGUUGACCGUCAGGUGCCUAUCGUGAACCUGUUUGAACGUGUCGAUAUGGAGAAGGUACUGCGAUAUCCCAGCAAAUAUCCGUACCGUCCGCCAACGGAAAUAGUCGAGUACUACAGACGGAGCCGUCCGGAUCGGUUCUCUAGUACCGGGAUUGUUAACACGCAGGGCGAGCAGUGGCAUGAAAUGAGAGUUAAGCUGACGUCGGGCAUUACAUCACGGAAGGUUUUACAGGCUUUUAUACCUUCUUUGAACGUAAUCUGCGAUGAUUUCAUUGAUUUAUUGCGUCGUCGGCGUGAUGACAACAAUUGUGUCAAAGACUUCCAGGAUGUGGCGAACACAGUUGGACUUGAAAUUAUUUGCUGCCUGGUUCUGGGACGCCGAAUGGGCUACAUGAGCGACGACAAGCUGAAGAACGAGAAAUUCGCAAAACUUGCAGAAGCCGUAAAAUCUAGCUUCAUGUACAUCAGCAAAAGCUAUUACGGAUUAAAACUCUGGAAGUAUAUCCCCACCGCAUUGUACCGGGACUAUGUGCGCUGUGAAGAGAUCAUCUACGAUACAAUCGCUGAAAUUGUUAAUGAAGCACUUGCAGAAGAACAGGGAAGCUGUCCCGAUGACGAUAUGCGCAGUAUAUUUUUCAGCAUUCUACAAACUGAAGGAUUGGAUACGAAGGAUAAAAUCGCCGGUAUUAUUGAUUUGAUUCACGCAGCUAUCGAAACGUUUUCAAAUACUCUGUCGUUCCUACUGAACAAUUUAAGCCAGCAUCCAAGCAAGCAAACCCGAAUAGCUGAAGAAUUCAGUACAUGCCCUCAGGUAAUCACGAGUACCGAUAUGAGCAAUGCAACCUUCACAAAGGCCUGUAUCAAAGAAUCGUAUCGGGUUUCACCUACAACGCCCUGCCUAGCCCGCAUCCUCGAGGAAGAUUUUGUCCUAUCAGGCUAUCAUUUGAAUGCUGGGACUGUCGUUCUCUGCCAUACACGGGUGUCGUGUCAAAGCGGGGAAAACUUCAGCCAAGCCGACGAAUACAAGCCUGAACGAUGGUUGGAACAGAUGGACGAGAAUCAGAACGUAUACAAGACCGAAGAACCAGGAGCAUCCUUGGUGCUUCCCUUCGGCACUGGUCGGCGAAUGUGUCCUGGUCACAGGAUCAUAGACAUUGAACUAACCCUAAUGGUGGCGAAGCUUUUCCAACAAUUUGAAAUCGAGUACCAUAGCAAACUCGACACGCAGUUCCAGUUUCUGCUAGCUCCGGGAACACCGAUUGAGAUUAUUUUCAAAGAUCGUAACUGAGCUGAUCUGUACAGAAGGCACCCGCUCAGCUGAUCUUCCUGAUUUGUUAUCUAUUGUGAAUAAGAGUUUUAGUUGUAAGACUGCACAGCAAAGCCCUUUGGGAUAAAGCGACGAAAUGUGAGAAUCAUAUUGAUUAUUAUUGUUAAACAGAUUGUUGAUCUGUGUACUAGUACUGAUUGUUCAUAAAACAAGUUAUUUCUAACUAUACCAUAAUUUUGUAUCAGUAUAAUUUAUUGCAUUUGUACAGAA